This is a messenger RNA of Hibiscus syriacus, 1582 nucleotides long. RefSeq names its product thaumatin-like protein 1. Gene Ontology annotation, biological process: defense response. NCBI's taxonomy places the organism in Eukaryota, Viridiplantae, Streptophyta, Magnoliopsida, Malvales, Malvaceae. The record is from RefSeq and is a predicted model, not a curated record. Gene Ontology annotation, cellular component: extracellular region. The coding region runs from base 245 to 1315 and encodes 356 amino acids. The transcript is spliced from 3 exons.
AUUAACACUUUUGUCGGUUUUUAGGUGCUUCAACAUCAACCCCCCACUUUUCACUCUUUUAUACACUCCAUACAACUUUCAUCUCCUCGUGGAGUCUGGGGCGCAUAUUAAUUACUCCACAUCCCCCCCCAGCAUUGUCCUUUCUUCUCCCAUUACUCCACCAUUUUCAUUUUCUAGCUAAGCUAAGCUAAAGCUAACGAAACCAGUUGAAAUUUAAAGAAAUUACAAGCAGCGGCAGCCCCUAAUGGAUCUUCACCGCAUUAGCUCCUUAGCUCUUAUCCUCUCUCUCAUUGUCUUAACUGUGAACUCAAAAGGUGUAUUAGGUGCUUCUUUCACAUUUUUCAACCGGUGUAGCUACACCGUAUGGCCUGGGAUAUUAGCAAAUGCCGGCAGUCCUGCACUUGACAGCACCGGAUUCGAGCUACCGAAAGACUCCACUCGUUCUUUUCAGGCACCAACCGGCUGGUCGGGUCGUUUCUGGGGUCGAACGGGCUGUAAAUUCGACGGAUCCGGUUCCGGAACCUGCGUGACUGGCGACUGCGGGUCGGGUCAGAUGGAAUGCAACGGACUCGGAGCUGCUCCGCCAGUAACUCUGGCCGAGUUCACUCUUGGGACAGGAGGUCAAGAUUUUUACGACGUUAGCCUCGUUGAUGGCUACAAUAUCCCAAUGGUCGUGGAAGGAACCGGCGGGUCGGGUCUUUGUGCUUCCACCGGAUGCACAACUGAUUUAAACCGUCAAUGCCCGUCGGAGCUCCGGGUCGGGGACGGUACCGCUUGCAAGAGCGCGUGCGAGGCAUUCGGGAGUCCCGAGUACUGUUGCAGCGGCGCGUAUGCCACACCCGCGACAUGUAAGCCUUCCGUUUAUUCCGAGAUUUUCAAGGCCGCGUGUCCCAGAUCUUACAGCUAUGCAUACGAUGAUGCCACGAGCACAUUCACGUGUACCGGAGCAGAUUAUACGGUCACCUUUUGUCCCUCUUCUCCUAGUCAAAAAUCUUCGAGAGAUACUACGCCAGCCACGGAUGCUACCCCAAGCACAGGCUCAACAUCACAAGGAACAGGGACAGAACCUGGGUUAACUUACUCUGGUGAUGGCUAUGGAUAUUCGGGUUCAGGGUAUUCGAACUCGGGUUAUGGAUACCCUGGUUCGGGUUCAAGCUCUGGGUCUGGAUCAGGACAAGCCGUCAUGACAGACGGGUCAUGGUUAGCUGGUUUGGCAAUGGGAGGUUCACCAACAACAGCUUCUCCCAGUUCUCUGUCAUUUGCAGUCAUGGCAUCAACAGCUGUUUCAGUCAUGCUUUCAUUUGUUUUCUUGUAGUCCUUUCUCUAUUGCGUAUUAUGGGUUUUGUUAAAUGUGGAUUCCUUACGGAUUUGCAGCUUUGGAUGGGGGGGGGGUUAAAAUUGGGGAGCUGGGGUUGGCCUUUGUUUGAAAAAGCUGACAGAUUAUUGGCCCAGAUUGUAAACAAUCAGCUUCAGCGUUAAAUACACGUUUAAAAGUGUUGUUUCAGAUAACAUUCUGGGAAUUUGGGAGUGAAAGCAGCCCCAUCAGAAUCUAAAUUUAGAUGAACUGCUUCAUAUCUUGUUA